UCCUCACUUCACCUUCCCCCACCCUUCUGCUGGCCCUCGGACCCUCUGCGCCCUCCCGGUCCCUAUCGGAGCCCAGCAGCCUGCCUAUCCCCCCGCUGUUCGGGGCCCAUCGGGGGUUCCCAUCCCCUCCCCACCCCUCGGCUCUGUUCCCUGGGCUGUGUUGCGGCUCCGAGUCCUCACAGACACAGCCCUGCUGCUCCCAUGCACUGAGCCCUGCUGUUGGUUCCUAUUUACGAAGCCCCUUAGCUGGAAAUGUGCCUAUAAACCACCGCUGAGGGCAUCAAUUGAGUCGGGUUCCCUUGCUUGUGACAUGGCUGCAGAUGUAGCUGAGCCUGUGGCCCCUGACUACAGAGGAGACAUAAGGAGCGGUGCCAGGUCGGAUGCUGACUACCCUCUCCGGGUCCUCUACUGCGGAGUCUGUUCGUUGCCGACAGAGUACUGUGAAUAUAUGCCUGAUGUGACUAAAUGCAGACAAUGGUUAGAGAAGAAUUUUCCAGAUGAGUUUGCGAAACUUACAGUAGAAAAUUCACCGAAACAGGAAGCUGGGGUUGGAGAAGGCCAAGGAACUGCAGGAGAAGAAGAAGAGAAGAAGAAGCAAAAGAGAGGUGGAAGAGGUCAGAUAAAACAGAAAAAGAAGACGGUACCACAAAAAGUCACAAUAGCUAAAAUUCCGAGAGCAAAGAAGAAAUAUGUCACAAGAGUCUGUGGCCUUGCAACGUUCGAAAUCGAUCUUAAGGAAGCACAAAGGUUUUUUGCUCAGAAAUUUUCCUGCGGUGCCUCAGUAACAGGAGAAGAUGAAAUCAUCAUCCAAGGCGAUUUCACAGAUGACAUUAUUGAUGUGAUCCAGGAGAAGUGGCCUGAGGUGGACGAUGAUAGCAUUGAAGAUCUUGGAGAAGUCAAGAAAUGAUGGUUGAAGACUACCUUUAUUUAAUUCUAUGGUUAUAAAUGACGUGGCCAAAGUGAGGUUUCUGAACCCGGGGGUUCUGCAGUGGCACUGUGGAGAGCCCACAUCCUUGGCAAUUUCACUGUUCUGUAUAGGCUGCUUGGAUUUUUUUUUUGUUGUGAUAUUUGCUGAAGUCAAAUCAGGGUCUAUCAUGCCAACGCAUGAAGAUUUAAAUAAAAUCCCUGUUCUUCACUGAA
Messenger RNA from Coturnix japonica (Japanese quail), 1140 nucleotides. The record is from RefSeq and is a predicted model, not a curated record. NCBI's taxonomy places the organism in Eukaryota, Metazoa, Chordata, Aves, Galliformes, Phasianidae.